AUGAUUAAACUUGUUUUCCCAACUACGUCCGAUUCGGGUAUUGAGGUUAAAUUCAAAACGGAUAUGAUGUAUUUACCCUCGGGUUAUUACACGCUGGAGAAACUUAUAAGUACUCUAAACGCGUAUGUUUCUGAAUACGAUGUACGUUUUACGAUAUUAAAUAGCGGUAGAAUUGGUGUAACUUACAGUAUUGAAAGAGAAUAUUGGUAUUCAGAUGUUCAUAUAAAAAAAGCUACGUCCGACGCACCGGUACAAGUUUUUCAAACCUUUACACAAAAUACGGAUGAGGGUAAUGAAUUUGAAAUGGUGUUUACAGAAACUCUAGAAUAUAUGUUGGGUUUAAGAAAGAUAAUAGUACAUCCCAGUGUCGAGAAAACAAAAGAAGAUUUCAAUGCGGGAGCAUUUUUUUUCGAUAAUGCAAUAAAACCACCACAUGAAUGGUAUCAUUUUAUGAAUAAAGCUAACAAAAAAGGUGAUAAUAAUUUUGCUUGUUCUUUUAUGGCUGAAGCAUUGCCCGAUAUAUCAAAUGGGGUAGAUAAAAUGUUUAUAUAUUGUGACCAAGUGGAAAUGUCAAUUGUGGGUGAUACAUAUGCGUCAUUACUUGCAAUUGUACCCUUAAAAGGAGAAGACCGAGGCAGUGGUGCACUAUGUGUAUACACACCGCCGGAUACACGACGUAGAUUAAUCAAAAGUAAAAUUGAUCAAUUUAAAAUCGGUAUUUAUGAUACAACGCAUACACUGAUACCAUUCAGUAGUGGUACUAUUAACAUUGAGUGUAUCAUAGAGUGA
Messenger RNA from Paramuricea clavata, 789 nucleotides. NCBI's taxonomy places the organism in Eukaryota, Metazoa, Cnidaria, Anthozoa, Malacalcyonacea, Plexauridae. The record is from the annotation of a GenBank genome assembly.